Messenger RNA from Ictalurus punctatus (channel catfish), 3314 nucleotides. RefSeq names its product bone morphogenetic protein 4 (gene bmp4). The transcript has 4 exons. Gene Ontology annotation, molecular function: cytokine activity; growth factor activity; BMP receptor binding. Bases 397 to 1605 code for a protein of 402 amino acids. Gene Ontology annotation, biological process: BMP signaling pathway; negative regulation of transcription by RNA polymerase II; negative regulation of apoptotic process. Gene Ontology annotation, cellular component: extracellular region. Lineage: Eukaryota; Metazoa; Chordata; Actinopteri; Siluriformes; Ictaluridae. The record is from RefSeq and is a predicted model, not a curated record.
CAACAUCAGGCGCGCGAUCAGAGUGCCCGUGAUAAACGUGUGAUGAACAAGUGGAGAUAGGAGCCGAGUGUCUCAUUGGUCUUUUCACCCAGGAGCCCAAUGGUCUCAGCUGUGUCUGUUUAGAGGGACUUUUUUUUCGGGACUAAUAACCCAAACGCUUUCCUCUUUGCCUGUAUAUCCCGAGUGUAUGCUGCGCGCCGUGACAGUCUGGAAAGCGCCUUCGCUCAGUUCACUUGGUGUUGAGGACACGCUUCGCGCAUCUACCGAUGGACAAGGCUCUCUCCAGUCUCAAGAAGCCUCCCAGCACCACUUAGCAUUUGCUUAAGGAACCCGUCCCGCAUCGGCUCCCAACAAACAUGGACUGUUUCCCCAUGCUUUAUUUUCUGUCGAGACAACAUGAUUCCUGGUAAUCGAAUGCUGAUGGUCAUUUUAUUAUGCCAAGUUGUACUGGGAGAGAGCAGCCAUGCUAGUCUAAUACCCGAGGAAGGGAAGAAAAAGGCACUGGGUAAUAACCCAGGUCAAAGUCAUGAACUGCUGCGGGACUUUGAGGCCACGCUGCUGCACAUGUUCGGCCUGCAGAGGCGGCCACGGCCCAGCCGCUUGGCAGUGGUGCCCCAGUAUCUGCUCGACCUCUAUAGGCUGCAGUCAGGAGAAGUGGAAGAGGCUGAAGCUCACGAUGUCAGCUUUGAAUAUCCUGAGAAGUCCACUAGCCGAGCCAACACUGUGAGAGCAUUCCAUCAUGAAGAGCACAUGGAGCAAGUGCCGUCAGACAGACCGUACAGCAUCGAGACUCCUCUGCGCUUCUUCUUUAACCUCAGCGGCAUCCCUGAGGAUGAGCUGCUUUCCACGGCAGAACUGCGGCUGUACCGGAAGCAGAUUGAGGAGCCUGGUUUGGAGUCCCAGCAUGUGGGAAAUGAGGACCUCCAUAGGAUCAAUGUGUAUGAGGUGCUGAAGCCACCACGGCCCAGGCAGCUGAUCACACGCCUCCUGGACACACGCCUUGUUAGCCACAACACCACCAGCUGGGAAAGCUUUGACGUGAGCCCGGCUGUAUUGCGUUGGACCCACGAGCGGUUACCAAACUAUGGACUUGCUGUAGAGGUUCUGCAUCUGAACCAAACACCGCGGCACCAAGGCAAGCACGUGCGCAUCAGCCGCUCACUGCACCACACUUCAGAAGAAAACUGGGACCAGCUGCGUCCUUUGUUGGUCACUUUCGGCCAUGAUGGCAAAGGCCACCCACUAACACGUAGGACCAAACGCAGCCCCAAGCAGCGAGGCCGUAAGCGCAACCGCAACUGCCGGCGACAUGCGCUGUAUGUGGACUUUAGUGACGUAGGCUGGAAUGACUGGAUAGUGGCACCACCGGGCUAUCAGGCCUAUUACUGCCACGGGGACUGCCCUUUCCCUCUAGCAGACCAUCUGAAUUCCACGAACCAUGCUAUUGUACAAACACUGGUCAACUCGUUGAACAGCAAUAUUCCCAAGGCCUGCUGUGUGCCCACCGAGCUGAGUGCCAUCUCAAUGCUCUACCUGGAUGAGACUGACAGAGUAGUCUUGAAAAACUACCAGGAAAUGGUGGUGGAGGGCUGUGGCUGCCGCUAGCUGGGUUUAGCAUUAAUAAAUGCUAGCGCAAUGAAGGCACGACCUAAUGGCCCCAUUGUAUACCUAAAUAUUUUCACUUGGAUGCUUAUUUAUAACGUUUAUGUUGAGAUGUUUGUCUGUCUCCUUUUUGUUUCCUUGACCAUAUGAUCAUAUAUUUUGACAAAAUAUAUAUAUUUAUAUCUACACAUUAAAAAUAAAAGUGAGACAUUAUUUUAAACAUUAAGAAGAAGCUGUACAACUUUUCAUGGUGUAUAUUAGAUUGUAUAAGGGUUUUUAUUGAGAAAUAGCUUUAAAAGUUUAAAAGUUCAUAUAUAUAUAUAUAUAUAUAUAUAUAUAUAUAUAUAUAUAUAUAUAUAUAUAUAUAUAUAUAUAUACUGAUAAUAUUUAUUACUUUCAUACUAUAUAUAUAUUUACACAAAAAAGGGUGAGAAAUGCUUAACUUCCCAGCCAACUUUUGAGCAAAUGACCAAAUGCAACAAAUGCAUAAUUUUUGUAUGGAAAAGAGCACUGUGUGAAAUGAUCAACUAACUGAUUUGUGUGAUAAAUCAGUUGGACAAAUCAUAAAUGUACUUUGAUUUUUUUUAUUCACAUUUUUUCGUCAACUUUUAGACGACAUUUUUUUUUAGAUGUCCCCAUAAUGUGUUUAUUAUUAUUAUUAUUAUUAUUAUUAUUAUUAUUAUUAUUAUUAUUAUUAUUUAAAAUAAAUUGUAAAACAGUACAAGACAUCGUGACAUGAAUAUAAAAAAAAGAAUAGCGGAAGAGCUCUAGACAUGCCGUCUUUUGCAUCAGCUUUCGUUUUAAAAUCGCACUUAGUUUGCUUUCCUCUAUGAAGAUGCAAUUAGAGUAGCUGAUUAAGUGUGACUCCUUUACAAAUUUGCCGACAUGGCGGCUAUACGGUGUGAUGGUUGCAGACGUGUGCUGAGACGCUGUCACCUCUCUCUGUGAGGAAUCAAAGGUUAGACCGACUGUCUCCUGCUUUUGUCUCCGAUAGCUCCUGCCGAAUGAAAAGAGACGCCUGUCGCCAACCUGUGGCCCCAAACAGACAAUAGACUUUCUGCAUCGCUUAUUUACAGUUGGACGGCUAUAAGGACUACAGGCUAUAUUCAGUGAUAAUGCCGCUGGCGGCGCUUUGAACUGGCGCGAGUGUAAAAUGGAGGCGGAGCUCAGCAUGCUUAAGGAAAUAACGUCGGUAAAACUUAUCAGUGAGAUGGCCUGCGUGUCUUUUCAAGUACAUUUAAUAACCUGUAGGUUAGGGUUUAUCAACUGGAUGCAGACCCAGCGAGGUAUUUAGCAGACCGAACUGAAAAAGAAGAAGAAAAAAGUUUAAAUGUAUGUGUCUUAGGCUAUUUAUAUUCAUGAAUUAAUCAUCAGUGGACCAACAUUAAAGGUAACCUGUCACGUUUCAUCAGUGAUGAAAGUUGACUUAUGUGGAAUUAUUAUUAUUAUUAUUAUUAUUAUUAUUAUUAUUAUUAUUAUUUAAACCCGAAAUUUUCCGCACAGAUUUUAGUUCAAUACAUUUCUAUAGGUUAUAAGUGGACUGUUUUAACAAAUAAGUUGAAGGUAAAAACCUCCAGUUUUUGAGUAAAACGUCGACACUUAGGCCUAUUCGACAGGGCUGGUCUAAUUAGUAUAAUCUAUUUACCUUCAACUGCAUGUUUCUUCUGUACAAAAAAGAAAAGAAAAAGGUGUAUUUUCCAAGAGUUUUGGGG